AUGAUGUCAUCCUCCACCGUCGCCAACGCCGACACUUCAACCUCAUUCCUUUCCACUCCGACCAAAACUCCAUCGGAGAAGUCAUCGUUGAAGACAAGUAGCAGAAGGAACCACCUCGAUUCCAAGUCCCGCUUCGAAGCCUACAACCGCCUCCAAGCCGCCGCUGUGGCCUUCGGCGAGACGCUUCCCAUUCCGGAGAUCGUCGCCGUCGGAGGCCAAUCGGACGGUAAGAGCUCUCUCCUGGAAGCGCUCCUCGGAUUCCGAUUCAACGUUCGCGAGGUGGAGAUGGGCACUCGCAGACCCCUCAUCCUCCAAAUGGUUCACGAUCCCUCCGCUCUCGAACCUCGCUGCAGAUUCCAGGAAGAGGAUUCAGAAGAGUAUGGAAGUUCUGUGGUUUUGGCAUCUACCAUUGCAGACAUUAUAAAGUCCCGAACUGAGGCACUUCUGAAGAAAACGAAGACAGCAGUUUCUCCUAAACCAAUUGUAAUGAGAGCUGAGUAUGCACAUUGUCCUAACCUUACCAUUAUUGACACCCCGGGGUUUGUUCUUAAGGCAAAGAAGGGUGAGCCGGAGAACACGCCUGAAGAAAUUCUUUCUAUGGUGAAGUCCUUGGCUAGUCCUCCCCACCGCAUACUUUUGUUCCUUCAGCAAAGUAGUGUGGAGUGGUGCUCCUCAUUGUGGUUGGAUGCCAUUCGUGAAAUUGACCCAACCUUUAGACGGACAGUAAUUGUUGUCUCCAAAUUUGAUAAUCGACUCAAGGAAUUUAGUGACAGGUGGGAAGUGGAUCGUUAUUUGAGUGCAAGUGGUUACCUUGGAGAUAACACUCGCCCAUUUUUUGUGGCCUUGCCAAAGGAUAGGGGUAAUGUUUCAAACGAUGAGUUCCGCAGACAGAUUUCUCAGGUGGACUCAGAGGUUCUUCAUCAUCUCCGUGACGGUGUCAAGGGGGGUUUCGAUGAAGAAAAGUUCAAGUCCUAUAUUGGUUUUAGCCGUCUGAGAGAGUAUUUGGAGUCUGAGCUUCAGAAGAAAUACAAAGAAGCCGCGCCAGCAACACUUGCUUUGCUUGAGCAACGCUGCAGUGAAGUGACUUCUGAACUAGCUAGAAUGGAUUCAAAAAUACAGGCCACUUCAGAUAUUUCCCAUCUUAGGAAAUUCGCAAUGCUACAUGCUGCUUCUAUCAGCAACCAUGUGGGUGCAUUGAUUGAUGGUGCAGCGGAUCCUUCCCCUGAGCAGUGGGGAAAAACAACAGUAGAAGAGAGGUCACAGAGUGGUAUUGGGGUUUGGCCUGGUGUCAUUACCGAUGUAAAUCCCCCCAAUGCCACUCUUCGUCUUUAUGGAGGAGCUGCAUUUGAGAGGGUAAUGCAUGAAUUUCGCUGUGCUGCAUAUUCCAUAGAAUGCCCCCCAGUGUCAAGGGAGAAGGUUGCAAAUAUAUUACUUGCCCAUGCUGGCCGAGGUGGGGGAAGAGGAAUAACAGAGGCUGCUGCAGAGAUUGCACGAGCUGCUGCUAAGUCAUGGCUUGCUCCCCUUCUUGACACUGCUUGUGAUCGACUUGCUUUUGUCUUAGGAAGUUUAUUUGAUUUGGCUCUAGAAAGGAACCGCAGUCAUGGUUCAGAAUGUGGGAUUAAAGUGGGAAACAUGGAUGGCUAUGUAGGUUUUCACGCUGCUUUAAGGUGUGCUUACAGUCGCUUUACAAAUGAUCUUGCUAAGCAGUGCAAGCAGCUCGUUAGGCACCACCUUGAUUCAGUUACUAGUCCGUACUCACAGGUCUGCUACUUCAAUGACUUUCAACCAUGUUCUGGCCUAAAUGCUCCCACUAACAACAAAUUCAGCCAGGCUUCAGCCUCUUCGUUUUUCCUUGAGUUGAGUGAUACUAGUUCAGCAUCCCAUAAUGUAAUGAGGGAUCAGGAAAAUAUACCUCCAGAAAAUAAUGCACAGGAAACCACGCCAGGUAAAGCCGCAGAAGCUAGAGACGCUUUGCGAGAAAGUCACAUGACAAUCCCUGAGACCCCUUCUCCUGAUCAGCCAGGUGAUCCAGUAUAUGGGGUGGCUAAAAAGGAGCUAGGAAUUUGCAAUGAUGUGGGGCCAAGAAAGAGAGUGUCCAGAAUGGGAGGGAAUAGCAAAAAUUCUGACUAUAUUAGACUGCAAAAUGGUGGCAUUUUAUUUGGAAAUGGGGAGAGAUCAGGUUCUGCUUAUACAGAAAUCUGUUUAUCAGCUGCUCAGCAUUUUGCACGUAUACGUGAAGUUCUUGUUGAGAGAGGAGUGACAUCAACAUUAAAUUCUGGAUUCCUAACCCCUUGCCGAGAUCGGUUAUUCGUGGCUCUUGGGUUAGAUUUAUUCGCUGUGAAUGAUGAGAAAUUCAUGGACAUGUUUGUUGCCCCUGGUGCCAUAGAUGUGCUACAAAAUGAACGAGAGUCUCUCAUAAAGCGGCAGAAGAUACUGCAUUCUUGCUUGAAUGAGUUUAAAAACGUUGCUCGGGCUCUUUGAUUAGGGUCACUAGCUAU
Abrus precatorius (Indian licorice) is the source of this 2498-nucleotide messenger RNA. Its product is annotated as dynamin-related protein 5A. The transcript has 8 exons. Gene Ontology annotation, cellular component: microtubule; cytoplasm; membrane. The record is from RefSeq and is a predicted model, not a curated record. Lineage: Eukaryota; Viridiplantae; Streptophyta; Magnoliopsida; Fabales; Fabaceae. Bases 1 to 2481 code for a protein of 826 amino acids. Gene Ontology annotation, molecular function: GTPase activity; GTP binding; microtubule binding.